UCCUUUUCUUUGAUCUUACUAUCAUAAACACUUCACAUUACAUUGAAAACUCAAUACUACACUCUCAAUUUUAACUACUCCAUACUCAACACAAUACAAACCUCACCCCACCAACUCCAACUACAUAUCAAAAUGGCUCGCGGAACCGGUGUCCAGUCAAAGGUCCACUACAAGGGCAGCACCGACGACUAUGUCGUCUUCGUCGAGGACCCGGCUAUGCUGAAGAAGUGGAGAGACGACAAGACCAUCGCGCUGGUCGAGGUGGUCGACGCAUUCAAGGUCUUCACGACCGGAAAGCACGGUGCACAGGGUGAGCUCAACACGGCCUCCAAGUCGCAGCUUGAGAACGAGUUCGGCACGUCGAAGGAAGACGAGGUUAUCCAGAAGAUCUUGCAGGAUGGAACGCUCCAGGAGUCCGAGGUAUGUGCUUCACUUACCCCGCUUACUUCCACCCCCAUCACAACCCCAACGCAAGUAUACUAACAGUUAUGCUCCCAGGCAACCGCCAGGCAAGGCAUCACCAACGAGACGAUCGGUGUCCGUGGCCAGUUCUAGAGCGCUCGCUGCUGUGACGGAUGAAUGUAC
This is a messenger RNA of Pseudogymnoascus destructans, 585 nucleotides long. RefSeq lists its product as uncharacterized. Bases 133 to 483 code for a protein of 116 amino acids. NCBI's taxonomy places the organism in Eukaryota, Fungi, Ascomycota, Leotiomycetes, Thelebolales, Thelebolaceae. The transcript is spliced from 2 exons. The record is from RefSeq and is a predicted model, not a curated record.